AGAUUUCUCAUACGCAUAAGAAAGAAAAGGAUCUCUUGUAUGAAAAUUGCAUGUUGCAGGAAGAAAUUGCCUUGCUGAGACUGGAAAUAGAUACAAUAACAAAUCAGAAUCAGCAAAAGGAGAAGAAAUAUUUUGAGGACAUUGAAGUUGUGAAAGAAAAUAAUGAUAACCUUCAAAAAAUUAUUAAACUAAAUGAGGAAACAUUAACAAAAACAAUAGUUCAGUACAGUGGACAACUGAACGAUUUGGCAGCUGAGAACAAAAUACUCAAUUCUGAACUGGAGAAUGAAAAACAAAACCAAGAAAGACUGGAAAUAGAAAUGGAAUCAUACCAUUGUAGACUGGCUGCUGCCCUUCGUGAUUGUGAUCAAAGUCAGACACAAAGAGACCUAAACCUUCAUUUCCAGAGAAUAAGACAAGAGUGGAUUGAUUUACAGGACAAAAUGAAGGCUGAUAUGUCUGACCACCUACAAGCUACGAAUGAGAUUCUUUCUGAAAAACUUUCUAAUGUUGAAAAUAAAAUCAACAGCCUACAGAUUCAGCUCCAUAACACAACAGAUGCUGUUGAAGAAAAGAAUUUGACUUUGGAAGGUGUGCGAAGAGACCUCAGCCAAACACAGUGUCAGAAGAAAGAAAUUGAACAAAUGUACCAAACUGAACAAAGCAAACUGAAGAAAUCCAUUGCAAAGCAGGAAUCUGUAGAGGAGAGAUUAUUUCAACUACAAAAUGAAAAUACAUUGCUUCGACAGCAACUGGAUGAUGCUCACAAGAAAGUGAACAGACAAGAAAAGACAAUCAGUACUCUCCAUGACCAGUUUCAGGCUGUUGCCAGAAAUCUUCGAGCUGAGAGUGAAAAGCAGAGUCUUCCACUACAAGAGAAGAGCAAGGAAUUGCUGGAUAAAUGUAAUUAUUUUAAAAAAAGCAUGGAUCAAUGUGAGAAAGAGAAACCAGGAAGAAAAGUAGUUAUGAGACAACUCCAACUAGAAUGGACUGAUCCCCUAAAACAACAACCAACAGCAGAGGCUGCAUCAUUUAAUUUAGAUGAGACACAGGAUUCAAAGAAGAAAUCGGGUCAAAUCAGCAGUGAAGUAUGUAUGAAACCUAACAUGUCUACAGUUAAUCUAUAGGUGGUGAAAUAGUGUCAAAUGUUUUAGGAUACUAACUGAAGUGGAUAGCUUUCUUUUGUAUUUUUAUCAUAAUUUGUUUUAUAAUUUUAUUAUCUUUAUAAUGCACUUGUUUCUUAAUCUCUGGCUUUCAUUCUCUCCUUUUCUCCUGAUAAGUACAUACAUUUUUAAAAUAAGGAUCAUUUCCAAAGAUCCUUAGGAAAGUUGGGAAUUAUUAGUAUUCCUCACAGAAGUUGAGAGGCUUUUUUUUUUUUCUGUGAAGUAUUUUUUAGUGAUUUCUCUAUUGCCAUGGUUAGGCAAGCCAGAUUAAAUCAUAGGAUAAUGUUUAACAGAAUGUUUCAGAAAUUGUCUUAUUUCUUAUCUUUACUUUUGUGAAUGGGUACAGAAUCUGUGUAUAUUUAUUUCAUGAAUUUCAGGAUAACUUGUACAGAAAGGCCACAGUACUGUUCUCCAAAAUGCAAAUAUUUUAAUUUAAAAACUAUUUGAAAUGUUAGGCACUUCCUUCAUUUUCCUUUCAUUUUAAAUAUAUUGUGCUUUUUUACAAAUCACCUAUAGUAUGUACAUCCAAAGUAGAGAAUUCAGAGAUGUAUCUAGAUCCUACCACUGAAUUUUUUAAAAAAACUUUACUGAGACAAAAUUCUUAUACCACACAGUUUACCCAUUGAACGUGUACAAAUUCAUAGUCUCUUAGUAUAGUCACAGAGUUGCAUAACCAUCGCCAUCAUCAAUUGUAGGACACUUUCAUGACCCUGAAAAGAACCAGCAAUCUAUUUUGUUUCCAUAGAUUAGCCCAUUCUGGGCACCGCAUAUCAACUGGAUCACACCAUAUGUGGUGGUCUUUUGCGACUGGCUUCGUCUACUUAGCGUAACAUUUUAAAGGUUCGUUGUGUUGUAACGUGUAUCAGUACUUAAUUUCAUCUUUCUGCUGAGUAUUGUUCCACUGUAUGGACAUGCCACUCAUUUUAUUUAGCCAUUUAUCAGUUGAUGGACCUUUGGGUUGUUGCCAUGUUUUGGCUAUUAAUCAUGCUGCUGUGAACUUUUCUGUACAAGUUUUUGUGUUUGCGUAUGUGUUCUUCUCUUGGGUAUAUACUUAGGAGUUGAAUUUCUGGGUCAUACAGUAACUCUAUGCUUAAGCUUUUGAGGAGCUGACAGUCUGCUUUUCAAAGUGGUUGCGCCAUUUUACAUUCUCAUCAGCAUUGUAUGAGGGUUCUAACUUCUCCACAUCUUUGCCAACAUUUUUCAUAUUUUUGAUUGAAAAAGGAUUCCAACCCAGAGGUAUAAAGUGGUAUCAUGUCAUUGUGGUUCUGAUUCACAUUUCCCUAUUGAUGAAUGACUUUAAGCCUUUUUUUAUGUGCUUAUGAGCCAUUUGUAUACCUUCUUUGGGAAAUGUCUAUUCAAAUCAUUUGCCCACUCUAAAAUUGGGUUAUCUUAAAUUUCUGAAUUUUAAGAGCUCUUUAUAUACUCUAGGUGUAAGUCCCUUAUCAGAUAUAUUGUUUCCAAAUAUUUUCAAUGGCUUUCCUUUUUACUUUCU
Molecule: messenger RNA, 2655 nt
Organism: Sapajus apella (tufted capuchin)
Lineage: Eukaryota; Metazoa; Chordata; Mammalia; Primates; Cebidae
Product: coiled-coil domain-containing protein 144A-like
Exons: 2
Coding region: 51-1127 (358 amino acids)
Source: RefSeq, a predicted model, not a curated record